AUGGGUCUGACCAUCUCGUCGCUCUUUUCCAAGUUUUUCGGCAAGAAGCAAAUGCGAAUCCUGAUGGUGGGUCUGGACGCAGCCGGGAAAACCACCAUUUUGUACAAACUCAAGCUGGGAGAGAUCGUCACCACCAUUCCGACCAUCGGGUUCAACGUGGAGACGGUGGAGUACAAAAACAUUUGCUUCACCGUUUGGGAUGUGGGCGGCCAGGACAAGAUAAGACCUCUAUGGAGGCACUACUUCCAGAACACGCAGGGUUUAAUCUUCGUGGUGGACAGCAACGACCGAGACAGAGUGGCCGAGUCGGCGGAAGAGCUAUCCAAGAUGAUCCAAGAGGACGACCUGAAGGAGGCGGCGCUGCUGGUCUUCGCCAACAAGCAGGACCUCCCCAACGCCAUGGCCGCUAGCGAACUCGCUGACAAACUGGGCCUGAACAACCUGCGCGGCCGCACCUGGCACAUGCAGGCCACCUGCGCCACUCAGGGGACCGGCCUGUACGAGGGCCUCGACUGGCUGUCCAACGAGCUGGCCAAGCACUAG
This is a messenger RNA of Nerophis lumbriciformis (worm pipefish), 543 nucleotides long. Lineage: Eukaryota; Metazoa; Chordata; Actinopteri; Syngnathiformes; Syngnathidae. The record is from RefSeq and is a predicted model, not a curated record.